Molecule: messenger RNA, 1007 nt
Organism: Trichosurus vulpecula (common brushtail)
Lineage: Eukaryota; Metazoa; Chordata; Mammalia; Diprotodontia; Phalangeridae
Gene: EBPL
Product: EBP like
Exons: 4
Coding region: 94-720 (208 amino acids)
Biological process (GO): sterol metabolic process
Cellular component (GO): membrane; endoplasmic reticulum
Molecular function (GO): cholestenol delta-isomerase activity
Source: RefSeq, a predicted model, not a curated record
CUUCUCCUCUCCCACUCCCUUUCUACUACCAGCCUCCCCGCCUGCUCGUGCCUCUCCAUUCUCUCCUGGUGGCGGAUCUGCGGGCUGGCCGAGAUGACCCCGUGGCCCGCGGAGCUGAGCAGCCCGGCGGCGGCCGGCUCGCUGCUGCUGUGUGCCGGGCAGCUGGCGGCGGGCUACGCGCUGGGCAGCCGCCUGGGCCGCGGGGCGAGCUCUGCGGACCGCUGGGUGCUGGUCUGGCUCUGCUAUGACGCCCUGGUGCAUUUCACGCUGGAGGGUCCCUUUGUCUACUUGUCUUUAGUAGGAAGUGUGGCAGACUCAGAUGGCAUAAUUGCUUCGUUAUGGAAAGAAUAUGGCAAAGCAGAUGCAAGAUGGCUUCAUUCGGAUCCCACCAUUGUAUCCUUGGAGAUGCUGACUGUCGUUCUGGAUGGAUUGCUAGCCUUGCUCCUCAUUUAUGCCAUAUUAAAAGAGAAGUACUAUCGGCAUUUCAUUCAGAUUACCCUGUGUGUAUGUGAGCUGUAUGGCGGGUGGAUGACCUUCUGUCCAGACUGGCUUAUUGGAAGCCCCAACCUUAACACCAGCAAUUGGCUUUAUCUUUGGGUCUACCUGGUGUUUUUUAAUGGUGUGUGGGUAUUGAUUCCAGGACUGCUACUGUGGCAGUCAUGGAUAGGACUCAAGAAGAUGCACCAGAAGGAAAUGAAGCCAGGAAAAAAGUUCAGAUGAAUGUUCAAAAUCACAACCGUAUUCUUUGUUUAUAAGUUAUUGUGGUUUUUAGCCCACUGUUGUGUGGCUAAGACGUAAUAACCAAUCUUUUCAAGUUAUUUUUCUUCCAGUUGUAUUUUUUUAAACUGAUUUGUUUUCCUUAACAAUAAAAUGCAAAGGAGCCAGGGGCUCAGGAUUUUUUAAUUAAAUAUAGGGAUAACUUUACAAUUUAACUCGUGCCAAUAAUGAAGUUCAUCAAAUAAUUGUUGAGUUGUACUACAUUAAUAAACAUUACGAUUUGUUAGAGA